AUGGGGUACAGAAUGCUGAGGUGGGUACUUCAUUCUGUUUUGAUUGCAGGUGUGAUGGGGGCUCCAUUUUUGUCAGAUGAUUCGGCAAAUCAGUUCCUACGUCUGAAAAGACAAAUAUUUUCACAGGAUGAUUGGGAUCCAGAUCACAGUGAAAAUGGAUGGGGAUAUACUCUGGCGGAGCAGGCCAGUGAAUCAUGGACUGAUUUGAGAACAACAGCCCAGUAUUACAUGGACCUGGGGUCUUAUGUCUUUCAUCCAUCAACUGCCCAGUAA
Molecule: messenger RNA, 273 nt
Organism: Dromiciops gliroides (monito del monte)
Lineage: Eukaryota; Metazoa; Chordata; Mammalia; Microbiotheria; Microbiotheriidae
Gene: C3H3orf85
Product: chromosome 3 C3orf85 homolog
Exons: 3
Coding region: 1-273 (90 amino acids)
Source: RefSeq, a predicted model, not a curated record